UUACUGAGACGACACACACACACACACACACACACACACACACACACACACACACACACACACACACACACACACACACACACACACAAAGAGAGACGGACGGUAAGAGUCACCUUUAGACUAAGAGCAGCACUUCCCCUGAGAGGACGGCUACAGGAGGGAAACUGGAAUACUUCCACUUCAAGCAGCUGCUGAAUCACUGAACCGGAGUUUUACCAGAAGUCAAAGAGGAAGUAACUUUCAGGGACAGGGAGCGGCUGCUGCCGUGUUUUCUGCUUCACUCUGAGAAUAAAUGGCUUCCAGAUUAGAGGAAGAUUUCUGCUGUUCUGUCUGCCAUGGAGUCUUUAAAGAUCCUGUCGUCCUGUCCUGUAGCCACAGCUUCUGUAGAGACUGUCUGCAGAGCUGGUGGACGGGGAAAGUGAUCAAAGAGUGUCCACUUUGUAAGAGACGAUCUUCACGGUCAGAGCCUCCUUCUAACCUGGUGCUAAAGAACCUGUGUGAGAGUUUCCUACAGGAGAGAGAUCAGAGAUCUCCAGAGGCUCUCUGCAGUCUGCACUCUGAGAAACUCAAACUCUUCUGUCUGGACCAUCAGCAGCCAGUGUGUGUCGUCUGCAGAGAUUCAAAAACACACACCAACCACAGCUUCAGACCCAUCGAUGAAGCUGCUCAGGAUCUCAAAGAGAAGCUCCUGACAUCUCUGAAGCCCUUCAAGAAGAAGUUAAAGACUUUUGAAGAAGUUAAAGUGAAGUGUGCUCACACAGCAGGAUACAUGAAGCUCCAGGCUCAACGCACAGAGACGCAGAUUAAGGAGCAGUUUCAGAAGCUUCACCAGUUUCUUGAAGAGGAAGAGGAGGCCAGGAUGGCUGCACUGAGGGAGGAAGAGAAGCAGAAGAGGAGGGUGAUGGAGGAGAAGAUGGAGGCUGUGAGCAGAGAGAUAGUAGCUCUUUCACACACAGUCAGAGCCACAGAGGAGGAGCUGAGAGCUGAAGACGUCUCCUUCCUGCUCAACUACAAGGCCGCAGUGGAGAGGCUGCAGUGCCCCCUGCUGGAGGAUCCACAGCUGCCCUCAGGUGCUUUGAUAGACCAGGCCAAACACCUGGGCAACCUCAGCUUCAACAUCUGGAGCAAGAUGAAGGACAUGGUGUCCUACUCUCCUCUCAUCCUGGACCCAAACACUGCUAAUUCAAACCUCACCCUGUCUGUAGAUCUGACCAGUGUGAGUGGACGAGGGAGACAGACACUUCCUAAUAAUCCAGAGAGGCUUAAUGGUUCAUACCACUCUGUCCUGGGCUCUGAGGGCUUUAACUCAGGGACUCCCAGCUGGGACAUCUGGGUUAAAGACUGUACAGACUGGGAACUUGGUGUGUUAGCAGAGUCUGUCGACAGGAAGGCAGACAUACGGUUUGGAUCAUGGAGAAUAUGGUUCAGUGAGGGUGAAUGUUAUGCACUCUCCCCACCAGAUGGAAGUAUUGUUCUCCCAUUAGAGAAGAAGCUCCGGAGGGUCAGAGUGAAUCUGGACUGGAACAGAGGAAAGUUGUCAUUCUCUGAUCCUGACACUAACACACACAUACACACCUUCACACACAAUUUCACUGAGAGGGUGUUUCCAUACAUUAAUAAUGAGGAUACUCUCCCACUGCAGAUCUUACCAUUGACUGUCUCUGUGAGGGUAGAACAACAGAAAUAGAUGAUGUUGAUGAUGAUGAUGACGACGAUGAUGAUUGUCAUUGUGUUGUAGAUGACAUUUACAGUAUAACAACCAAUUAUAAGAAAAGUGUAAAAAAAAACUGGUUUUCAAAUAUGAUAAAACAAAACACAAAUAAGAAAGACAAAAGCAACAACAACAAAAAACGUUUUAAUAUAAUUAAAUGUUUUUCUUGGUCAAGUCAACGUUUUAUUUCCUCAAUGAUGUAUUUAGGUUUUUUUGGGGGGGUUUUCUGAAAUACUUAAGGGGUUUUUGUGAAAGACUUUUUUUAUUGUUUUAUUAAAGUGAUCAAAAUACACUCAGUAAGCUUGAACCAGAAACCAGGUUGACUGCACUUUACAAACAUGUAACAUUUUCUGAAUUUAUAAUGUAAUUAUAAUAUUAUACGUUUGCUCCUGUUUCCGAAUUUCAAUCUUUUAUGUUUUAGGGUGAAGGGUCUACAUGACAUUAUUGAUUAUAUCUUUAAAGGCUCCUAUGUUUAAACAGCAAGGUUAUUUAGAUUGGUUUGUUUGUUGAUGUAACAUGUUAAAACAUUUUUAUUUAACAUGGUAUUUCCUUAUUAGAAAUUAAAGUUAAAUCUGGACAAUUAAAGUGUCUCAGAAAAAUUCAAAGCCUGUAAAUAUUUCAAGAAAAACACAAAUUAAAUUAUAAAAAAUAAAUAUUUUUUUUUCAAGUCCGGUCUAAGUUUUCUGUCCUGUGUUUAUGACUUUGACACAUAUAUGGUUUAAUCUUUGGAAUUUGUUCUCAUCAUUAUGUAUUACUCAUUCCCGGGUUUAGGACUGAAGGCUGCACCACUGAUCCAAAUUCGACACAAAAAUAUGAAAUGGCACUUUGAAUAUGCAAAAUAAAGACACUUUCUAUCAUAAAUCAA
This is a messenger RNA of Gymnodraco acuticeps, 2576 nucleotides long. RefSeq names its product tripartite motif-containing protein 35-like. The transcript has a single exon. NCBI's taxonomy places the organism in Eukaryota, Metazoa, Chordata, Actinopteri, Perciformes, Bathydraconidae. Gene Ontology annotation, molecular function: zinc ion binding; protein binding. The record is from RefSeq and is a predicted model, not a curated record. The coding region runs from base 293 to 1687 and encodes 464 amino acids.